AUGCCGCCCCGGCUCAGGGCCGUCCGCCUGGCCUCCUCGCUGCUCUCGAAACCGCAUACCUCACCGGUCACACCAUUGCUCGCGCCGCUCCUCGUCCCCGCCCAGCAGCGCUCCGCCUCCAUCCUCUCCUCGCUCUCCGACACCAAAGGCGCGUACAGCAAGAGGAUACGGCGCGGCCGUGGCCCCGCCUCGGGAAAGGGAAAGACCGCCGGACGCGGGCAGAAGGGCCAGCAUGCGCAUGGAAAGGUGCCGGCGGGCUUCCAGGGCGGGCAGACGCCGCUGGAGAUCACGCGGCCGGUGAGGGGGAGGAAUAAAUUCAAUCCGUUCAAGGUCGAAAUGUCGCCUGUCAAUCUCGACCGCAUACAGUCGUGGAUAGACCAGGGCCGCCUGGACCCCUCGAAGCCGAUUACGAUGAAGGAGCUGCACAAGUCGCGGUGUCUGCAUGGCGUCAAGAGGCAUGGCGUGAAACUGCUUGGGAGAAACGCCGAUCAGCUGAAGUCCGCCAUCAACAUCAUCGUAUCCCGCGCCUCAGCCACAGCCAUCGCGCACAUCGAGGCGCUUGGCGGAACGGUAACAACGCGCUUCUACUCCCCGACGGCCAUCAAGCGCGUCCUGAAGGGCGACUCGCACCCGGUAAUCUCGCUCCAGUCCGACGCCGAACUCGUCGCUCGCGCCGCCAGCUCUCUCAUAUCGUCCUCCGUCCUCGAAUCGCUCCAGAAGGCGCUCGCCUCGCCGGACACGCCCCAAGAAGCGAAGCACGAGGCGGUUAGCGCCGUGAUGAAGGCGGUGGGCGAGAAGUACAAGUACAGGCUGCCUGACGCAACGGCGAGAAAGGACAUUGAAUACUACCGCGAUCCGGCGCAUAGAGGGUAUUUGAGCUAUACGGUGAAGGAGGGCGAGAGCCCGAGUUUGUUCUUCAAGACGCCGGGUGAGGCGAAGGACAGGAGGAAGCAGACGGCGCGGAGAGCGGCUGCAAAGGCGAGCGCGGACAACAGGCUGUUCUAGUGGUAUUUGGGGUGUUGAUGCGAGUGUAGGAUACAGGCCGUCAUACUGUAGAUAUAGAUGUACAUUCAUCAAGGGGGUGUUCAAAGCAUGUUCUACUGGCUGUUGACUUGGCCGUGCUCUGCGAAGUCAUAUUCGUCGUCAAGUGACGUGCGAGGGAUUGCAGUGAGGAAUGAGGCCCAUGGACGGGUUUCCACGAUAGUGGAGACGCAAUUGAGGCCUCAGCUUGACGUGGCAUAUGAGCUGGGCGGACUGCAGACUGCGAAGAGUCGCAGAUACAAGAAAGGCUGUACUCUGCAGACAUGCGGCAAGUAGCGGCU
Messenger RNA from Trematosphaeria pertusa, 1322 nucleotides. Its product is annotated as ribosomal protein L15. The transcript has 3 exons. Gene Ontology annotation, biological process: translation. Gene Ontology annotation, cellular component: mitochondrial large ribosomal subunit. The record is from RefSeq and is a predicted model, not a curated record. The coding region runs from base 1 to 1005 and encodes 334 amino acids. Lineage: Eukaryota; Fungi; Ascomycota; Dothideomycetes; Pleosporales; Trematosphaeriaceae. Gene Ontology annotation, molecular function: structural constituent of ribosome.